GGUAUUUGCCGGCAAAAGUAGCGCGUUUUAGCGCGUUAUUUGUUUUACCAACGGUACUAAAACAAUACACCGUUUUUUUGUGACAAGAAAACAGACUAUGGAAUAGCUCGCGAGAGCGAGGUUGUAAUUUCCAACAAACCCGCCUGUAAUGUUCAGUUGUUUCUGGAUUGAGCCUUGUGGUUCUUUGUUGUAAACAUUGCGUUUCUUCGAGGUUACGUGCUUUUUACAAGGGACACUGGAAUCAAGUUUGCAUUGGAUAUUUUUGAAAAACAUUUCUUAAGCUGUUUACAGGUAAAGGCGUUACAGUUGUGAAGUAUGGCGACUGGAGGAGCUCCUUUUGAAGAAGGUGUUGAUGACCAGGAUUUGCCUAACUGGAGUAUCAGCAAUGGAAGUCUGGAGGACAGGCUAAAUAAUAUGGAUUGGGGUGUGCAGCAUAAAGCAAAUAGGCCCUCUGAAAAAAACAAGAAAAAGUUUGCCGUUGGAGCUGAAAGUAGAGUAACCAAUGACAUUUCUCCGGAGUCCUCUCCAGGAGUCGGUCGAAGGAGAGCCAGAACUCCUCAUUCAUUCUCCCAUGUGAAAUAUGCAACCCAGAUGUCUGUUCCAGAGCAAGCCGAGUUGGAGAGACUCAAACAGAGGAUUAAUUUCAGUGAUUUAGAUGAGAGGAGCAUUGGGAGUGAUUCCCAAGGCCGAGCCACUGCUGCUAAUAACCAGCGUCAACUUGCUGAAAACAAAAAGCCAUUUAACUUUUUACCACUACAUGUUAACGCUAACAAAAGCAAGGAAGUAGCUGUCAUACCAAGCAAAGAGACAGUGCAGCAGUCUUCAGGCAAGGCUAUGUUUGCUUCAGUUUUGAGCAAAGAUUAUUUGCAGAUUGAGGAGAUGUCUCAAAGUGAAGACAGAAGGGGAGAACCUGAAAUAGACAGCAGCCAGGUUGUCAGCAAACUCGUCCAAAUCCGGGAGUAUAUAGCCAAGGCCAGCUCUAUGCUGGAUGACCUUGUGGAAAAAAAUGAAAUAUCUGCUAAUGUUGAGCGUUUGUCACAUCUAAUAGAUCACCUUAAACAACAGGAGAAAUCUUACCUAAAAUUUCUUCAAAAGAUGUUGGCUAGAGAGAAUGAUGAAGUGUGCACUAUUGAUUCAGCUGUGGGAUCUGGUUCUGUUGCUGAGAGCACAUCUCUGAACAUAGAAGUGCACUCGGAAGCUUCAGACGCCACGGAGGCAUCUCAUAUUCUGAGAUUUCGACCCCGCAUUGAGGACACUCUAGGGAAGUCAGCCUCACAAGGACAGGUUACAGACUUUGAUGUUACUACAACACCAAAAGGGAAAAGGGAGAGAGCUGCUCUGAAUUGCAGGGGAAUAUGGCCUGAUAGGAUUAAUAGCCAGGAUCGUGGAGAACCAUCAAAGGGUAGAGGUCCAAACCACAAUGCAAAAGAAGAGCUGGAAAAUCUGAAAAAACAGCAUGAUCUCCUGAAGAGAAUGUUACAACAACAGGAACAGCUGAGAGCACUACAGGGAAGACAAGCUGCACUGCUGGCAAUGCAGCAUAAAGCAGAACAAGCCAUAGCAGUAAUGGAUGACCCUGUUGUUACAGAAACUACUGGGAGUGUCUCUGGACUGAGCAUAACAUCAGAGUUAAAUGAGGAGUUAAAUGAUUUGAUUCAGAGAUUCCACAACCAACUACAUGACACCCAGGCUGUCCCAGAUAACAGACGACAAGCAGAAAGUCUGUCACUUACCAGAGAGGUUUCCAGAAGCAGAAAUUCAUCUGCUUCGGAGCAGCUGUCCGUAGAGAAUGUCCAGCUUGUUAAGCUAAAAGAGCUGCAGGAUAAAAAGCACACAAUGGAUAAAAUACUGGAAGAACUGCACACAUUGAGAGACCAGACCCUCAACAACAACUCGUUUCCUUCCCAGAGGAGUGUGGGUCAGAGAAGUAUAGUUUCAGCUGCUUCAGCACCUGUAGGAACAACUGUAGCAGUCAACAGGGAAUCAAACCGCCUUUCUACAGCCUUCCGCCUUGAUUCAACAGCUUCCCAGAAUGAUAGUGAAGGAGAGGAUAAUGUUAACCCCACAGAGAAACUCCGGAAACUGAAGGAGGUUCAUAAAAGAUUGAAUGAGCUGCGUGAGCUGGUUCAUUACUAUGAACAGACCUCAGACAUGAUAGUGGACACAGUCAAUGAAAACACUAAAGAUGAUGAAGAAACAGAAGAGUCUAUUUUUGAUUCUGAUCAAGAAAACCCAGAACCAAUUACAAACAUAAGAAACCCACAAAGAAGCGGAAAUAGGGCAGAUGUGAAUAGUCUGACAAAUGCUCAGUGUGGUACAAAUAAUAGAGAUGGAAGACUGAAUACAGAUUGCGAGAUCAACAACAGAUCGGCAGCUAACCUGAGGAGUUUAAACAUUCCAUGUGUGAUAGAGUGCCAGUACAAUCGUGCUUUCAAUGAGGAGGGCGAUGAAGAUGAGGGGUCAGUGGAUGAGGAGGAGGAUCAGGAUGAUGAGGAGGAUCAGGAUGAUGAGGGAAGUGAAGGUUCUAAUUCCAGCCAAAGGAGUGAUCUUGAAGAUGAUACUGAGUUUGUAGAGAAAAUCCACAGACUCCAUACUGCUAAACAGAAACUGAGACAACUGCAGGAGCUUGUUGCAAUGGUACAGGACAGUGAUGCUGAUGUAGUUGUUUCAAAUGCAUCCAACGCGAUUGAGGAAGAUGAGGGAAAUCAGCAACCAAAUAACACCAGGCCUAAUGUUCCUAAAACACAGAAGGAUGUUGCAUUAAAAGAAAAGGCGAGGGAGAAGUUCUAUGAAGCUAAACUUCAUCAGCAACAGAAAGAACUUCAGCAGUUGCAUGAUGAAAGACAGCGGUUAUUGGAAAUUCAGGAGAAGAUCCAGGACUUGCAGUGGGCUUGUCCUGACUUGCAGUUGUCUGUGUCUAGUACAAUGAGCCAAUCGGUAGUAAAGCUGCCCGCUGCUACAUCAACCCCUGCUGUGACUCAAUGUGCAGUAUCAAAACCAGUGCAAGACCCUGAAGAAGCUUCACCCCCUGAUAAUGAGCUCUGGUCUGAGAUGCGUCGACACCAGAUCCUGCGAGAAGAACUUCGACAAAGGAGAAAACAGCUUGAAUCUUUAAUGGCUGAGCAUCAGAGACAAAAUGUUUUGAAUGAUAAUACCUCCAAAAGUGAAGGGACUGAUGCACAGUGUUCUCAGCAAAUGAGCAGAAAUGAAAGAACAAUGGCAACAUGGGGUGGGUCUACUCCGUGUGCACUGGAUGAUGAUGAGGAUGAAGAUGGCUUCCUUUCUGAAGGUGCUGAGGUGGAGGAGGAGGAAGAGCAGGGAGACACCAGCUCGAAUGAAAACUUCCCUGUGUACUCCGGAAGUCAGAGACCUUUCAGUGUUAGAAAAACUAGGGAGAGCAACUGGAGGAGGCCUCAUCAGUUUUCUGUAGAUGGUAACAUUCACCCCUCAGCCAAGUCCAACCAACAGCAAAACGUCAGCAUGAGACGGCAGGAAAAUCUACGCUGGGCAUCUGACCUCUCUUUCGUUGAGGAGAAAGAGCAAUGGCAGGAACAGAUUAACCAGCUGAAAAAGCAGCUUGAUUUCAGUAGUAGUAUAUGUCAAACUCUGAUGCAAGACCAGCAGACUCUUUCGUACAUGCUUCAGACUCUGCUUACCAGUCCCUAUAGCAUUUUGCCAAACAACGUUGGAUCCCCACAGGUGCACCUAAUAAUGCACCAGUUAAACCAGUGUUAUACACAGUUGGCUUGGCAACAAAGCAACGUUCAAAGGUUGAAGCAAAUGCUAAGUGAUCUUGUACGGCAGCAGCAGUCACAACAGACGCAGCAAAGUGUUAAACAGGAUCCUUGCCCAUGCCCUCCAUCUCCGAAUGUUGUAUUUCCUUUCAAUUUUCCUCCCCCCUUAAAUUCAGUGAAUGUGCCUGGGCUUGCACAGUUCUCUCCUAUGUCUGCUGGUUUUAACUUUAACCCAGUGUUUCCACCUGGCUUUGGAGACUUUUAUCAAACUGCAGCUACCAAAACUAGUGAGCAACAAGCAGAUCACAAUACCUCUGCAAAAACAGAGUACAUGGCUUUUCCAAAACCAUUUGAAAGCUCUUCUUUGAAUAUGACAGAAAACAAAUGGCAGCAAAAAGAAACCAAAGAUGGAGCUGAGCAGCAGGGAGCUGCUUGGAUGGAUGGUGGCAAAACUGAAGAGCGUCCCUCCAGCAACACAGGAACGGUUACGAUGGGUCUGAACACCAAGAUCAAGCAGCAAGGUGCAGGCAGUGGCAGAGGCAGACCAUUUGACCAGGAGUCCCUGGAAAGUUUUAGCAGUGUGCCAGAUCCCAUGGACCCGACAACUGUGACUAAAACCUUCAAAUCAAGAAAAGCUUCAGCACAAGCAAGUCUGGCUUCUAAAGACAAAACUCCCAAGUCAAAGAACAGGAGAAGAAGAAAUAAAGAGCAAGGCAAAAUCCUGGGAGCUAACGGCAUUGGACAAGACAGUGCUAGUGUCUCAAGUGCCAGUGAAUGUAAAGAGAGGGGUCUCCACGUCACACAGACAGAAGAAUUUGGAAAUGCCUUGGAUAAACUAACUCAUGACAAACUGGAGAAAAAAUUAAGACAUCGUAAAUCCAAUGAUCUUUCAUCAGCACAUGUUUGGAGAGCACCCUUCCACUCUAACAGAAAUGCAUGCACUGAAGCACCAGAAACUGGCAGUGAUUUUUCUAUGUUUGAAGCUUUACGGGAUACAAUCUAUUCUGAAGUGGCAACUCUAAUUUCACAGAAUGAGUCUCGACCACAUUUUCUUAUUGAGCUUUUUCAUGAACUUCAGAUGCUCAAUACGGACUACUUGCGUCAAAGAGCACUUUAUGCAUUACAGGACAUUGUUACCAGACAUCUGUCGGAGAAGAAAGAGACAAACGAGGAGGCCGCAAUGUCUCUCAGUUCAGCUGCAUGGGCUGCUUCUAAUUCAGAACUUACCCCAAGUGAAAGUCUAGCUACAAGUGAUACUGAGGUAUCGGAAAAGAACGUUGAGAGCAAAUCUCGCUUAAACAAAAAACAGAAUGAAGGUGAUGGUGGAUUUUUGGAUAAUGCAAGUGUAUUGUCAACCUCUUCAAAUCUUGAACCUUUUGCAAAUGAUGAUCUAGGUAACACUGUGAUUCACUUAGACAAAGCACUGGCUAGGAUAAGGGAAUAUGAGCGCAUGAAGCUCCAAGCUGAAUAUAACAAGAAUGCUGCUGAGUCUUCUGCGUCUGAACAAGGUGCUGCUGAAAGCUUAGAAGGCACUUGCAAGAGCCCUUCUGUUACUGGUCAUGUUUCUUCAGAUAUUCCUUGUCCACGCAUUGAUACUCAGCAACUGGAUAGGCAGAUUAAAGCCAUCAUGACGGAAGUCAUACCCUUUCUUAAGGAGCACAUGGAGGAUGUUUGCUCCUCACAGCUGCUAACUUCAAUUAGACGUAUGGUCCUGACACUCACGCAACAAAAUGAUGAGAGCAAGGAGUUUGUGAGGUUUUUCCAUAAACAACUAGGGGGUAUACUACAGGAUUCUUUAACUAAAUUUGCUGGUAGGACUCUGAAGGAAUGCGGAGAAGAUCUUCUUGUGGAAAUUUCCGAGAUCCUUUUUAAUGAAUUGGCUUUCUUCAGGCUAAUGCAAGAUCUUGAUAACAGCAGUGCUAUAAAACAGAAAUGUAAAAAUAAAAUGGAACCUACAACUGUUAAACCAACUCUUAAUCCAGAGGAAAAUAAACUGCUUGAAGGUGAACAGUCUUUUACAGGAGCAUUUGAGGAUGAAGAUAAAGACAAAGAUGAAACUGAGCAGGAUCCUGUAAUUGAGUCGGAGAUAAAUGAAACCACUGAAGUUAUGGAGAACAUGAGUUGUAAUACGUCUGACAGAGAUGAUGAAGAUGAAGACAGCGAAGGUCUGCCCGUUUCUAUAAGUCUUUCUAAAGCAGAGACUCAGGCGCUGACUAACUAUGGCAGUGGGGAGGAUGAGAAUGAAGAUGAGGAACUGGAGGAGUUCGAAGCUGGACCUGUUGAGGUUCAGACCUCUCUGCAAGCUAGUAAUGAAACUGCAGAUGAAAAUGAGCAGGAACAGAGUACAAAUGUAAAAUCAGAAAAUGUGACGCAGACAGAUCGGUCUGAGCAGGAUUCUGUUAUUAGCUUGGAAGUCUCCGCCUUUAGACACCAAAUGCCCUCUGAAAACAAUGUAACUGCUGUUACUGAACCCAUUGAUGGGAACUCUAAAGAUGUGAAUGAGAGUGGUGCUGAAGCUGUCUCUGCUGCUGCUAUAAAUGAAGUCACUACAGAAGAGGUGGUUUCUUCCGUACCACUUAAUGAAGGAACAGUUGCAGAUACUGCUCCCAUGCAAAUGGACACCGGAUCUGCCACUGUAACUCCAGAAAGCUCUUCGGCUUGCAGCCCUUAUACAGACUCUCCCGUCAUGAUUGAUUAUGAGGCUGAAUCUGGAAACCUAAGCCAAAAGUCUGAUGAAGAAGACUUUGUUAAACUGGAAGAUUUACCAUUGCAGCUUUCGGUAUUAUGUGAGGAUGAACUGUUGAAAAGAAUCGCAGAAGAACAAGAGAAGAAUAAUUUAACUACAGAAAUUAUUAGUGGUUGUGGUGAUGGACCCCAAGGCCUUGCUGGAAAUGCCCAAAUACUGAAAGAGCCUGAAACUAUUGGAGCCCAAAGUGCAUGAAGACUCUUCAUUUAAUGUACACUUUCAGUUUUACUGUAUAUGUAAGUUAGCACAUGUACACGUUAUUCCUACAUACAGAUCUGAUUUAAAAUUGUAAUAACUUGUAAAAUAGAAUUCAACACACUCCGUCUUUUAGAGUAGAUAUGCUGUACGAGCGCUACAAAGCCUUGAAUUAGAUAUGCAAAGUAUUGAAUGCAGUGUUUUAAUGUGUCUUACAACUUUUUAUGUUUGACUAACUAACUUUUAGGCAUGUUGUAUGGCUUACAUUUUACUGUUUUUGUUUUAAAAUGUUUAAUAUGCAGUUUAAAAUAAAAUAUUAGUUUCUUGACUGUAAA
This is a messenger RNA of Acipenser ruthenus (sterlet), 7010 nucleotides long. Its product is annotated as pericentriolar material 1 protein. The transcript is spliced from 42 exons. Gene Ontology annotation, cellular component: centriole; ciliary basal body; centrosome. The record is from RefSeq and is a predicted model, not a curated record. The coding region runs from base 316 to 6675 and encodes 2119 amino acids. Gene Ontology annotation, biological process: intraciliary transport involved in cilium assembly; cilium assembly; microtubule anchoring at centrosome. NCBI's taxonomy places the organism in Eukaryota, Metazoa, Chordata, Actinopteri, Acipenseriformes, Acipenseridae.